Cloeon dipterum is the source of this 2604-nucleotide messenger RNA. It is a transcript of the gene NUCB1, whose product is annotated as Nucleobindin 1. Gene Ontology annotation, molecular function: calcium ion binding. The record is from RefSeq and is a predicted model, not a curated record. Gene Ontology annotation, cellular component: extracellular exosome; endoplasmic reticulum-Golgi intermediate compartment. NCBI's taxonomy places the organism in Eukaryota, Metazoa, Arthropoda, Insecta, Ephemeroptera, Baetidae. The coding region runs from base 166 to 2046 and encodes 626 amino acids. The transcript has 10 exons.
UGCAAAAUACCUACUGUUUAUGUGUGUGUGUAGUUUUGUUUCGUCUUUCGUCCUGGUAUAAAAUCUCUUACAUCAGGAAAGUAGCAAGGCAAAAAAUAUAAUAUUUUUUUAAACAACAUGAGUGAGUUUUGAAUUCAAUUGAACUUCAGACGCUUGCCGGAAACAAUGCGAAUUUUGGUGUUAUCGCUGGUGUUGGUCAACAUCGUGCAGGUAGUUGUUGGUCCUCCAGUCACGGCCAACAAGAAGGGAGAAGCUGACAAAAAGGAUGAAGAACAGAAGGGUGCUGAUUGGGACAUCGGCCUGGAGUACAACCGAUAUUUGCAGGAAGUAGUUCAGGCCUUGGAGAGUGAUCCUGAGUUCAGGGAAAAGCUGGAAAAAGCUGAAGUGGCUGACAUCAGGACGGGCAAAAUCGCGUCUGAACUAGAGUUUGUGAACCACAACAUCCGAUCCAAGUUGGACGAACUCAAGAGAACUGAGAUGGAGAGAUUGCGUCAUUUGGCCAUCAAAGAAUACGAGCUGAAGCAGGCGGAGAAGUACGAAAAUGAAAGGACCCACGGAGAUGGGGAUGAAAACGAAAUUGACCACGGACCAAAAAUAAAGCUGCCUCACCACCUGGACCACAUCAACCCUCACAGCUUUGAAAUCGAGGAUCUGAGGAAACUUAUUGUUCAGACCACAAAGGACCUUGAAGAGGCGGACUUGAAGCGGCGGCAGGAGUUCAAGGAAUAUGAGAUGCAAAAGGAGUAUGAGAAAUCUCAGCAGCUGAAUUUGCUGGACGAAGACCACAGGAAAGAGUUUGAGCACAAAAUCGAAGAGCAGGAGGAAAAGCACAAGAAACACCCCUCUCUGCACCACCCUGGCAGCAAACAACAGCUGGAGCAGGUGUGGGAGGAGCAGGAUCACAUGAACCCUGAGGAUUUUAACCCAAAAACUUUCUUCCACAUGCAUGACCUGGACGGAAACGGUUACUGGGACGCAGACGAGGUGAAGACGCUGUUCCAGAAGGAGCUGGACAAAAUGUACGACCCCAAUGCACCUGAAGAUGACAUGAGGGAAAGACGUGAGGAGAUGGAGCGCAUGAGGGAACACGUUUUCAAUGAGUCUGAUGUUAACAGGGAUCACUUAAUUAGCUACGAAGAGUUUUUGGAACAGACAAAGAAGAAGGAGUUUGAGCAAGACCAGGGCUGGCAGGGCCUGGAUAACCAGAAACUGUACACACACGAGGAGUACCUUGAAUAUGAGCGAAAGAGGCAGGAGGAAGUGCAGAAGCUGAUCGCCCAGGGCUUGUUGCCUCCUCAACCGCACGACAUGCACCUGCCAUAUGGCAUUCAGGUCCCCCCUGAGUAUUUCCACCAUGCCCAGCAGCAGGCAGGAUACCAGCAAGGGCACCAACCUCAGCUGUCGCCCCACCAACAGCCACCGCAAGGUCAUCACCAACCGCCGCACCCUGGUCAGUUCCAACAGGCCCAGGGAUAUCACCCACCGCAGCCUCAAGUUGUGCCGCACAACCAACAGCCGCAGUACCAGCAGCAGCAACAGCCACAAUACCAGCAGCAGCAGCCGCAGUACCAGCAGCAGCAAGUACAUUACCAACAGCAACAACAGCCGCCAGUGCAUCACCAACAGCAACAACAGCCGCCAGUGCAUCACCAACAGCAACAACAGCCGCCAGUGCAUCACCAACAGCAACAACAGCCGCCAGUGCAUCAUCAGCAACAACAGCAGCCUCAAUACCAAGUCAAUAACCCUCCCCCUGUCCAGCAGCAGUUCCAAAACCCGGCCCAGCAGCCCCCUGUUGUCCAGCAUCAAAACAAUCAGGCACCUAUUCAGCAGCACAACAAUCAAAUUCCUGUCCAGCAGCAGCAGCAGCAUGUCAACCAGGCCCAGUACCAAAACAAUGCACAGCCGAUUCCGCCGAAACAACACAACUCUCCGCCUCUGCACAACCAGCAGCAGCCGCCAACUGGCCAGGUGCACAACUCGCCUGUGCAACAUGCUUCCUCGAGCGAGGCGCAGCAAAAUGCCGCUGGGUCUCAGCACAACUAAUUGACGUACGGAUCAGGCUAGAUUUCCCUGCAUGGUACUAAUCUCUUCAACUGGAAAAAAUAUUGAUUGCUUUAUGACGCACAACACCUCAAUGAUGAUUUGACCGUGCAGGAAAUUUCCAAGCCUAAGCGCAAACAGAUCUUUUUUUGUUAAAUUAACCUGAUAUAUUGUGAUCUGAAGUCGGAUUAUUUGAUGAAAAAGAAGGAUCGCCACAAGGCAGGAACUAAGCUCAAAAAUAGCAAUUUAUUUUGCUCAACAAGUACAAAAAUCCAGUUUAUUAUAUUAAGCCUUCUGCUGAUAUAAAGCGUCAUUUAUUUAGAGAACAAAAUUCCUGGACUUAAUUUGUUAAAAUCUGAAAAUCCUGCCUGGGCUUCCUUCAAGUGUGGAUGGGGCUGUUAUAAACUUAAUGCUUGGGUUUUAUUGCCUUCUUUUUGGAGACUGCUAGCGAUGGUCAAUUUAAGUUUAGGUUAUUCAGGGUGAGAGAGCUAGCAAGAAAUUAUUAUCAGUGAUUACAUUUCAUGCCAAAUAAAAAGUAUUUGAUUUUCAAUUAUACAAGCA